AUGUCACAAGCGUCAUCAUCACUGAUGAUGUUUGCCGAGCUGGCAGCUGAGCGUCUUCGGCAAGAGACGGAGCUUCAUCAGCGGCCAGUGUCGGGUCCAGGAGCGAAGACGAUGACCGCUACCUCGACAAAGCCUUCUGCCGUCCCUUUGACCAGGACGAGUAGCGGACAUGUUCUGCCGAAACCACAGGCACAGCGUUCGUUUGGGAACUUCUCCAUGUCACCAUUGAGCUCACCGUUGACUGGUGCCAAGCGAUACACCGUCAAGAUUGGCAACAACUAUCAAAUGUCUACGGUACCGAUCGCCGGGCUUCAGCCAAUUGUUCUACCAACAACGCCUGUCUGGACGACCGCACGCUUUGCCGAUUUCAUGCAAUCGCCGAUGACCCUGCCUCGAAGCGGUCCGCUCAUUCCUCAGCCGGUGGUCAAGCCUCAAAAUGUGCCCAUAUCAAAACCUCAAAUAAAACACACCGUCACUAACAUCCUUGGCACGUCGAACAAGAUGAACGUCGAUCCACUGAAUCAUCGAAAUUCAUCUCCAUUCCAAGUUGUCAAGAAAGAAAACACUUUGCCGUGA
Ostertagia ostertagi is the source of this 576-nucleotide messenger RNA. The record is from the annotation of a GenBank genome assembly. NCBI's taxonomy places the organism in Eukaryota, Metazoa, Nematoda, Chromadorea, Rhabditida, Trichostrongylidae.